Messenger RNA from Zygosaccharomyces rouxii, 846 nucleotides. It is a transcript of the gene POR1, whose product is annotated as porin POR1. Gene Ontology annotation, molecular function: voltage-gated monoatomic anion channel activity. Lineage: Eukaryota; Fungi; Ascomycota; Saccharomycetes; Saccharomycetales; Saccharomycetaceae. The coding region runs from base 1 to 846 and encodes 281 amino acids. Gene Ontology annotation, biological process: monoatomic anion transmembrane transport. The transcript has a single exon. Gene Ontology annotation, cellular component: mitochondrial outer membrane. The record is from RefSeq and is a predicted model, not a curated record.
AUGGCUCCACCAUUUUUCUCUGACAUUGGCAAAGAUAUCAACGGUCUUUUGGGUAAAGAUUUCUAUCAUGGUACCAAUGCAGCUGUCGAUGUGAGUACUGUCGCCAAGAACGGUGUUAAGUUCACUCUAAAGGCUAAGCAAGCCGUCAAGGAUGGUCCUUUGUCUGCCAACGUUGAAACUAGAGUCUCUGACAAGGCUACUGGUUUGACUUUGACUCAAGGCUGGUCAAAUGCCAACAACUUGAACACCAAGAUUGAAUUGGCAGACUUGACUCCAGGUUUGAAGAGUGAAUUGGUGACCUCUUUGGUCCCAGGUGUUUCUAAGGCUGCUAAGUUGAACGUUAGCUUCGUUCAACCUUUCUUCACCGCUAGAGGUGCGUUCGAUCUAUUGAAGGGCCCAUCCUUCGUCGGUGAUUUGACUUUGGCUCACGAAGGUAUCGUCGGUGGUGCUGAAAUCGGUUACGAUAUCACUGGUGGCUCUUUGUCUCGUUAUGCUGUUGCAUUGGGUUACUCUGCUGGUGACUACUCUCUAGGUCUAUCCACUAACAACGCUCAAUUGACUACCGUUUCCUUCUUCCAGAACGUCAGCCCAAUCUUGCAAGUUGGUGCCAAGGCCACUUCAGUUCCUAAGGAAUUGACUAACGUCAACAUCGAAUUCGCUACUAAGUACUUGCCAGAUGCUACUUCCCAAAUCAAGACUAAGAUUGCCGACUCUGGUAUCGUUGCAUUGGCUUACAAACAAGAAUUGAGAACUGGUGUCACUUUGGGUGUUGGUGCUUCUUUCAACGCUCUGAACUUGGCUGAACCUGUUCACAAAUUGGGUGGUUCUUUGUCAUUCUCUGCUUAA